AUGAUGCAAACUCAUGGUUAUCCUAAGAAAGGAGACAAAUCUAAAACAUCGCAGUGCAUGGCUGCCGUCUCACAGAGGAAGGAAGGCAAAAUCAAUCCAAAAGCCUCUCGGGAGAAACCACGUUGGAUUCCAUCAUUUCGUACCUAUGAAGACUUCAACCAAAAGACACUACAGUCAUUAGAUGGCUUUAUGAUUAUACUGAACACAGAUGGAGUGAUCACUUUUGUGGCUGAAAACAUCGUUUUUCUCCUUGGCCAUUUACCAGCUGAUAUUGUGGGCAAAAAGUUGUUAAGCUUUCUUCCUGAUAAAGAGAGACGUGAAGUCUACCAAAAGAUUACUCUCAAAUGUCCUUUGUCAAACUCAGGAAAACAUAUUGAGUUUUGCUGUAAUUUAAAAAAAGGAAGUGUUGAACAAGGUGGCAGUCCUGCUUAUGAAUAUGUGAAAUUCAUUCUGAGUGUAAAAGAUUUUUCUAAUGAUCCUUUUGUGAUCUUCGGCAGCUACUUUCCGAAAUACCUGCGUGCUGGGCCAUCUGCUGCAAAUCUUGGGAAGGAUUGGUUUUAUUUUGUGGGAAAUGUUUGUAUUCUCAGGGCUCAGACCCUACGGGAACUUUGCACUGCAAAGGAAUCCAGUGAAGAAGUUGUAUACAUAGAAGAUUCAGAUGAAGAAUGUUUUCCAACGAGCCCCAGACCCCCUGUCCCUCUCAUAUUCCUCUCCUCUCCUCCAACUCCAUGGCCACUGCUCUGGCUCCAGACUCUUCAGCUCUCACAUGAUGGAUUGUUGGUGGACCUGGAUCAAAGUGAUAUUGUAGAGGUCAAGCAAUAUGGACAACAAGAAACCCUUGAAGUAAUUAGAAUACGGUCUGAUUCAUCUUCUGAGUCCAGCAUGUCUUCCCUGGAAAUCAUGCCUAAGUCACCAGCCAUGUUAUCCUCGCGUAGCUUUGAAUAUGAGGGCGACCCUAUGGACCUGGACACAGAGAACUCAAUGGAGCAGCAGAACCUGGUGGACUCAGUGGACACAGUGGACCUGGUGGAACAAGAAGGCCUGAUGGACAUAGUAGACCAGCAAGAUACAGUAUACCCAGGGUCCCAGAAGGACUUGAUUGACCUGGUGGAGAAGAAAACCUUCCCCUCCUCCAGCGAGGCUGCUAGCACCAGUGCUCAGCCAUCACAACCAUCAUUGUCAAUUGAAUCCUCCAUCGGUAACCAUGAUGUGGAACUGUUGGAGAAGUUCAUGGAGCAGCUAGAAGAGAGGACUCAGGUGCUGCAGGUUACCAUCAAAAGCCAGCAGGAUGAACUGCAAGUGAUCAAGGAGCAGCUUCAAGCACUUCGGGAUGGUAGCAUUCAGAUGCAGCGUACUGCAACAUGCCAAGCUGUCAGUUCUGAUAUCCAGUCUUCAGGGGAAGUACUCAAAAAACUAAGCACUGGGCAAGUGAAGCGGUCCCUCUCAGAUCUCAAGGAGGCCAAAAGGUUUUGUAGUUCAUAUUCAUUCCCGUCUUUGAAAUUCAUUGAGAAGUUUGAGGAGCCUUCUCUCGUCUCCACCCAGCAGGAGCAGAAGAAGCUGCAGGAGAAGGAGGAGAAGCAGGAGAAGCAGGAGAAGCAGGAGAAGGAGGAGAAGCAGGAGGAGGACAAGCAGGAGAAGGAAGAGAAGCAGGAGAAGGAGGAGAAGGAGGACAAGCAGGAGAAGCAGGAGAAGGAGGAGAAGCAGGAGAAGGAGGACAAGCAGGAGAAGCAGGAGAAGGAGGAGAAGGAGGAGAAGCAGGAGAAGCAGCAGCAACAGGCACAGCAGAUUCAGGAGCAGCCAGAGCAGCAUAAUGUCAUGGUGGGGAACCAGACCCUGCAGAAAUGCCUCAAAAAUCCAACUGGCAUGCCUGUGCCACUCUACAAUAAUCCUGUUACUUUUAUGCAGACCAAGCCUGUUGCUGUUCCUGUCCAAAUGGUAGAUGAGCCACAGCCUUCUGACUCCUAUCAAGAGGAAGACCCUGGGCACCAGGAAAAUGAGAGUCCUAGUUUUCUUCCUGAGGCACACCAGGGCCCUCCCAUGGAUCAGCCACCACUGGGGUAUAGCUCAAGCACUCAGCCAGUUUCUUCCACCAGCUUUCCUCAGUCUCCCAUAAAUCCAGAAGUGAAAUUGCCCAUGCGGGAGAUCCCAGAGGAUUACGUGCAACUUUGGCAACAGCCGCCUGCUCCACAAGGUCACCUUUUCCUUCAGGUGAAUAUUUGGCCUUGCAAUGAGCAGGCCCCCAUGCAGGGUCAAGACCCCUGGAACCAGGGACAGUCCCCCAAAGCAGGAACCCAGGACACCCCAGGUCCAGAAGCUUCUCAGGAUCCCACCCAGUGCCAGCCACAACAAAUGAGAUACUUCCUGCCUGCAGAGCAGCCCGAUGUGGAUGAGCAGCAGCAGCAGCAGAAGCAGCAUUAA
Lemur catta (Ring-tailed lemur) is the source of this 2418-nucleotide messenger RNA. It is a transcript of the gene PASD1, whose product is annotated as PAS domain containing repressor 1. Gene Ontology annotation, molecular function: DNA-binding transcription factor activity, RNA polymerase II-specific. Gene Ontology annotation, biological process: negative regulation of DNA-templated transcription; regulation of transcription by RNA polymerase II; circadian regulation of gene expression. The coding region runs from base 1 to 2418 and encodes 805 amino acids. The record is from RefSeq and is a predicted model, not a curated record. Gene Ontology annotation, cellular component: CLOCK-BMAL transcription complex. The transcript has 15 exons. Lineage: Eukaryota; Metazoa; Chordata; Mammalia; Primates; Lemuridae.